GGGUAAUAUGGGCAUCUGUGAUUCUUUUUUAUAGGUCCGUGCAAUAUAAAAUUUGCUGAAUUGAAAACGAGGCUAGUAAUAUGAGACCACUUCCGCAGACAGAUUUCAACCUUUGGUUUGCAGAGAUCGUUUGAUUUUCACGUUUUAAAAUUUUGAUUGUUCUGGUUACAUCACACCACUAUCUUUCAAGGAGCAUAAACUCUUCUAAAGAUGCCACGAACAUACAUCAGGAAAAAUAUGAGGAAGCAGUGGGCGGCUGACGCAAUGGCUGCAGCAGUUACUGCAGUUAGAAACAAAGAAAUGGGCUAUUUAAAAGCCAGCAAAACUUUUGGUGUUCCUAGAGCAACUUUAGAACGCAAGGUAAAAUGCAUUGACACACCACUCAGCGAAGUGGUAAAUGUUCCCUUAGGGAGAAAGCCUACAUUGCCACCUCAUAUUGAAGCAGAUUUGGUCAAUUACAUAAUUGAAAUGGAGGCUAGACUGUUUGGUUUAACUAGCACUGAUGUGCGAAGAAUGGCGUAUCAGCUAGCUAAAAUGAACAAUAUCAAGACUGACUUCAACAUUAACAAUGAAAUAGCAGGCAAAGACUGGCUAAUAUCAUUUUUAUGUAGGCACCCAGAACUUUCUUUACGAAGUCCAGAAUCAACUUCAGCUGCUCGAGCCACUGCCUUUAACAAAGUCAAUGUUGGGAAAUUUUUCGAUCUUCUGGAAAAAGAAGUUGAUUUAAAGAAAUAUAAAUCAAAUCAAAUCUAUAACGUUGACGAGAAAGGCAUCACAACAGUGCAAUCUAAUAAUGCAAAAAUUAUUGCACUAAAAGGAAAAAAACAAAUUGGAGUCCUGUCAUCAGCUGAAAGAGGAAGGACAGUAACAACAGUAAUUUGCAUGAGUGCGGCUGGUGAAUAUGUACCACCAAUGUUCAUCUUUCCUCGCCAGCGGAUGAAGAUGGAGCUAAUGGAUGGAGCACCUCCUGGAUCCAUUUAUGCUUGCCACAAGACUGGGUGGAUUCAGUUGGAUUUAUUUACACAAUGGCUUCAACAUUUUAUCAACUUUGUUAAGCCCAGUCUGUUAAACCCAGCUUUACUAAUUUUAGAUGGGCAUGCAUCACAUACGAAAAAUCUAAAUGCAAUAAACCUGGCAAGACAAAAUCAUAUCACAAUGAUUUGUCUUCCGCCACACUGCACUCACAGAAUGCAGCCCCUUGAUGUUUCAUUCAUGAAACCACUAACUACGUACUAUGACUCUGAAAUACAAGUGUGGCUGAGGUCACAUCCUGGACGAGUAAUCACGGAAUUUCAAAUUGCUUCCAUUUUCGCCAAAGCCUACCUUCGUGCUGCCAGCCUUGCCACAGCGGUCAAUGGCUUCGAAAAGACAGGCAUCUGGCCUGUCAAUAGAGACAUUUUUCAAGACUGGGAAUUCAAGGCAGCGGAGACGACAGAUAUACAGGUAGCAUCAAAUGAAAUUCAGGAGCAACAAAUGAACUCUGCGAUGGAUUUACCAUCAACAUCCAGCUGUUCCAAUUUGGAACUUGGUAACCAGGAACCUCUUAACAAAUCCUGGGGACCAGCUGACAUUAGUCCUUUUCCGGUGGCACAUUGUGAGCGAAGCAAAGGGAAAGGGCGGCGCAAAGGAUGUACCGCAGUUUUGACGAGCUCACCAUAUAAACAGACACUAUGUGAGCCGUCCACUUCUAAAUGUGUCCCAAAUAAACACAAAGGAAAUAAAUCAAAAGGCAAAUCAUCCAACCUAGGUGAUGAUGACACUCCUUGUAUAUAUUGCAAUGGCCUGUUCUCGGAAGAUACAGAUGGAGAACAAUGGGUUCAGUGUGUAGCUUGUAGUAAAUGGGCCCACACUGAAUGUGCUGGGGCAGAGUCCAGUAUUUUUGAGUGUGACUUGUGUGUGGAGAGUGAUUAA
Molecule: messenger RNA, 1911 nt
Organism: Biomphalaria glabrata
Lineage: Eukaryota; Metazoa; Mollusca; Gastropoda; Planorbidae
Exons: 2
Coding region: 211-1911 (566 amino acids)
Cellular component (GO): nucleus
Molecular function (GO): DNA binding
Source: RefSeq, a predicted model, not a curated record